GCCCUCUGCCCACAACGAAAACAAGUGGCAUGUUGUCGGGUGUUAUGUUUCCAUUCAUGAUUUGUGUAGUACCUUUGCAUUUUCUUCACAAUGGCUAUCCAGUCUGAUGUAAAUGUAUCACGCUAAUAUUUACCACAUGUUGUAUCAUUUCAGACACUUUCUUUUCAACAGAAUAAUUUAGAAUACACGAAGUCACACAGAGUUACCUACCUUGAAUGUAGUCUGCUAGAAAAUGAAUUGUCGGGUUGUUUUCCAUUUUCUCUGUGGAAACAGUCUUACAAGUACAUCAUACAGAUACAUAUCACUUGCUAACCUACAACUGUACAGGACGAGUGCAACUCAAACCACGAGAGAGAACCAACACAAUGUGAAGACAAAUACACCUCCUGAGAAUACUACCAAUGACUGGGUUGGUCCACCUGAUUCAGUGUCCAACAUCCGCCCAGUCAAGUACUUUAUACCACCCGAUGAAACUCCGCUCGAGAAGAGAUAUAGGGAGCGCAGGCAGGAAGUGUGGAAAUGGAACCAGGAAUUCUGGGAGGAGCACAACAAGUUAUUUGUCAAAAAAAAGAAGAAGUAUGUGCAAUCAACAUUAGCUGAUAAAAGAGCUUCGUUUAAAGGGGAAGGUGAUCCCCCUCAGACGCUGUCAGCUGAUGAGAUGUCAGUCUUCUACAAACGCUUCCUUAAUGAGAACUAUAAGAGUCACAUUUGGUACAACAAGGAAUGGUACAAGAAAAACAUUUCACUUUUGUGGCCGGCUUUGCAAGUCAACAUAUCAAGAUUCAUGAAAAAGUUGAAAAGAUCAUGAUGCAGAUCCAUGUUAAUUGAGGAAGAAAGAAAACUUUGACAUUUUACAUAAUCACCAGUUUAUUGUUUCCUGGUGACUGAAGUCAUAAUGCUGCAUGAAUAGAUAGUUUCCUGUAUGAAGCAAGGAUGUAUCUGCCUGUGUUGAUUUUGUCCUAUGAAUGUUUUCAUAUCGUGUACCUUUCUAUUUUACUCUCGUCCCAUUUGAAAUGACUGAAGAGAUGCAGUUGUUUUUGGACAUUGAGACUUACUAGGUACUGUUGAGAGUACUGUGAAAUGUGUAUGGAUUAUUAGUUUUGUAAAUAAACUAAUAUUUUGUAUUACAAAAUAGUUUUUGAUGAAA
Molecule: messenger RNA, 1147 nt
Organism: Haliotis rufescens (red abalone)
Lineage: Eukaryota; Metazoa; Mollusca; Gastropoda; Lepetellida; Haliotidae
Product: COA8 family protein CBG23705, mitochondrial-like
Exons: 4
Coding region: 233-808 (191 amino acids)
Biological process (GO): intrinsic apoptotic signaling pathway
Cellular component (GO): mitochondrion
Source: RefSeq, a predicted model, not a curated record